Molecule: messenger RNA, 1472 nt
Organism: Electrophorus electricus (electric eel)
Lineage: Eukaryota; Metazoa; Chordata; Actinopteri; Gymnotiformes; Gymnotidae
Source: RefSeq, a predicted model, not a curated record
ACGUGGCCAGCAGCCUCAAGAAGUAAACAAAACUGGAUUUCUCUUUAAAAAAACUUAUUUUGUGUUGCACUUGUGUUAAUAUGAUAGAACAUGUACGUGUUUAGAAGUAAACCUUCGGCCGUUCGGCAUGCCACGCUCAGGAAAAACUCAUUAGAUGAUUAUUUUGUGUUAAUAGCCAAGUAGUGGCAUGCCGAGGCUUUAGACCUGUGGAAACCUGGAACAUGACAUUGGGAGGCUUUAUUAGACCUGUGGAAACCUGGAACAUGACAUUGGGAGGCUUUAUUAGACCUGUGGAAACCUGAUCUGGAGUGUUGAACCAUACCAAAGCAGAUGACCUUUGACCGGUCUCGUGACUGAGGAGAUUUUGGCGAGAAUUGAGAAAUGAAGUUUGUAAACCUUUUUGGACGUUUGAAAACAAACAUUAUUGGUAUGAUUCAUGUGCGAGCCUUACCUGGCAGCCCUUUGAGCAGAGUCACUGUCCCCGAGAUAAUUGAAGAGGCUUGUCGAGAAGCAGAAAUCUACCACCACGCAGACCUCGAUGGGCUGAUUAUCGAGAACAUGCAUGAUGUCCCUUAUGUGUUCGACGUGGGUCCAGAGGUGUGUGCAUCUAUGACGGCUGUGUGUGCUGCCGUCAGGAGCCUUUACCCGUCCCUGCCCAUCGGCGUACAGAUACUAUCGGCUGCCAACCAGACUGCUCUGGCUGUGGCACUUGCAGCAGGGCUGGAUUUCAUCCGAGCAGAGGGCUUCGUGUUUUCCCACGUUGCUGAUGAGGGUCUCCUGAAUGCGUGUGCUGGAGAACUGCUGCGUUUCCGCAGGCAGAUUGGAGCAGAACACAUUCAGAUCUUCACUGACAUCAAGAAGAAACACAGCGCUCAUGCGCUGACCGCAGAUGUGAGCAUCGCUGAGACAGCCCAGGCAGCUGAACUCUUUCUGUCGGAUGGUCUGGUCAUCACAGGUCCUGCCACUGGCGUCCGAGCGGAUCCUGCAGAGCUUAAGGAGGUUGUUCAGGCUGCAAGACUCCCUGUGCUGACUGGCUCUGGAGUGACUAUUGACAACGUGGAACACUACCUGGAUGCAAAUGCCAUGAUCAUCGGCUCAUAUUUUAAGAAACUUGGCCGUUGGGACAAUGACGUCGAUCCGGAGAGGGUGAGAAGGUUUAUGGAGAAAAUCCACAGCCUUCGCAAGUGACGAACAUGAUCAGAGCUAUAUCUAUAAAGCUACAUGGGGAAAAACAUCUUUUCGGGUUAUGUUGUUAAAUCUUUCAGACAGUGAAAUCCUCACUGUGAUGAUAAAACAGUAAUAAAACAUUUUUAUUUUGCAUUUUAAAAGUGAAUUUAAACAAAUAUAUUAUUGGAUACAAAACACUAACAUGUUUCAUUAAUAUAUACAGUCUGCAUUUACAGAUAAAACACAGGAACCUUAGACAAUACAGCAAGUGUGUCUGUGCUGGUUAAGAGAAAACAGGUUACAUA